UUCUCGAAAACUCUAAACUCAUGGGCUAUUUUGAAAUAAACAUAAAAUACGGGCACCCAAUGCUAAACCCUUGGUAACUCCCAUCUCCCUUAUAUAUAAAUCCACAACCAACCGCAAAAUCCCCAUCGCAAACCCUAGCAGCGCUUCACUCUCUCAUCUCCCGCCGCAGCGCCACCACACAUUCACAGCACCGCCGCGAAAAAAUGGGUCGUGUCCGCACCAAGACCGUGAAGAAGUCCUCGAGGCAGGUCAUCGAGCGCUACUACGCGAAGAUGACGCUGGAUUUCCACACCAACAAGAAGAUUCUGGAGGAGGUCGCCAUCAUCCCGUCCAAGCGUCUCCGCAACAAGAUCGCCGGAUUCUCCACCCACCUGAUGAAGCGUAUCCAGAAGGGGCCGGUGCGUGGUAUCUCGCUCAAGCUGCAGGAGGAGGAGCGCGAGCGCCGCAUGGACUUCGUCCCCGACGAGUCCGCCAUUAAGAUCGACCGCAUCGAGGUCGAUCAGGAGACCGUCGACUUGCUCGAGUCGCUCGGAAUGAAGGAUCUGCCCGGUGUCGUUCUCAGAGAGGACGAUGGAGCCAUGGGCGCCGCGCCGCAGGUGAGCUACGGCCGCGGAACCGGUACGAGGCGAUACUGAGAGGUUUUUAGAAUUAAGUUUUAUUUAAUGUUUUUCGCGUCUCCUUCUUUAUUGUGCUUUUUUGGAUAAUGGAUAAUUGUUCGUUUUCGUUUUAAACAUUGUUGAUGCUACUUUGAGAUUUUGAAGUUUGUUAGAUGAAUUAAACUUUCUUAUGGUGAA
Messenger RNA from Salvia miltiorrhiza (redroot sage), 794 nucleotides. RefSeq names its product 40S ribosomal protein S17-like. Lineage: Eukaryota; Viridiplantae; Streptophyta; Magnoliopsida; Lamiales; Lamiaceae. Gene Ontology annotation, molecular function: structural constituent of ribosome. Gene Ontology annotation, cellular component: ribosome. Gene Ontology annotation, biological process: translation. The coding region runs from base 204 to 635 and encodes 143 amino acids. The record is from RefSeq and is a predicted model, not a curated record. The transcript has a single exon.